AUGUACAGUCAGGCAGAUGCAACCGCGCCUCAUACACGACUCAGCGUAGGACAACACGACUCAGAGCUGAAAAAACAGACAAACGAAGACAGGAUUCGUCUUAGACAGGAGCAAAAAGAUGCUUUAGACACCAUGGAUGAUAGCAACAUUCUUUAUGGACCUGGCAUCGAUUAUGAAUCGAUUAUUUUGGUUUUAACUACAACAAUAGUUUUUAUUGUUACGUUCCUGCUUUGGUAUUUGGCAACACGAAAACCAGAAGGAUAUCCACCAGGACCGAAAUGGUGGCCAAUUUUGGGUUCUAUGCUGGAAGUCGACGAAAUAAGAAGAAAAACCGGAUCCCUACCAGAAACUUUCACAGCUCUGAGUCAGAAAUAUGGCCCAGUUGUUGGAUUAAAAAUUGGAGUAGAUCGAAUAGUUAUAUUAAAUAGUUUUGAAAGUAUGCGAUCUAUGUGCAUGAAUGAUCUUUGCGAUGCCAGGCCUACUGGCCCUGUUUAUGAAGUUCGAACUUUCGGGAAAAAACAAGGCCUGAUUCUUGCUGAUGGCAAUUUGUGGGUUGAGCAGCGAAGAUUUGUUCUUCGUCAUUUGCGAGAGUUCGGUUUUGGAAGAACUAGCAUGGCAACUUUUAUAGAAGAAGAAGCACGGCAUCUAGUAGAACAUUUUAACAAACUUCUUCAAAAAAGUUCUAAAUCUCAAUCAUCUAUUUCUAGAGAUACUAAUUAUUGCUUUAAAGAGAGACGACACCCAAAAAAUGGUCAAAUAUAUCAAUUCGCGGAUGAAACGGAAAAGAAGUUAAAAAAUAAAAAUUCUUUAAAACCAAUUAGCUUGGCCGAUGCUUAUACGAAAUCAGAAGAUUCUGAGGAAAUUAGAAGACUUUCUCAAUCAUCCGGUGUUGUGAUCAAGAUGAAUGAUGCUUUUGGGGUUCCAGUCCUUAAUACUAUUUGGAGAAUGAUGACUGGGCAAAGAUUCAAUACAAAUGACAAACAAAUAUUACAUCUUCAGAGGAUUCUGAAUAAACUUCUAGAAGAAAUCGACAUGAUUGGAUGUCUAUUUGGCCAUUUUCCACUUCUUAGGUUCAUUGCUCCUGAAGCUUCUGGUUACAAAGCUUUUCUAGAAACUCAUCAAGAAUUGUGGGAAUUUUUAAAGGUUGAAUGGCAAAGUCACAAGGAGACCUUCGAUGCUCUAUCACCACGAGGCUUAUUGGACGUCUAUUUACAAGUUCUACAAUCUGAAAGCCCCAAUGAAACUUUUUCAGAAUCUCAACUGUUGGCGAUAUGUAUUGAUUUAUUCAUGGCCGGAUCAGAAACCACAUCAAAAACUUUAGGUUUUUGUUUCUUAUAUCUGCUACUAUAUCCAGAUGUACAAAAAAAAGCUCAGAAUGAAAUCGAUUUAGUCACCUGUCGUCAAAGGUUGCCAUCUCUAAACGAUAAAGCAAGAUUGACAUACGUAACUGCAAUAGUGUAUGAAGCAUUACGAAUAUUUAUGGGAAAGACGUUAAACGUCCCUCACAGGGCUUCAGAAGACACCUACAUCUUGGAUCAUCGAAUUCCAAAGACGGAUAAUCAAUUCCGCGAUUUGAUUAAAGCUCUGUAUGGUGUUGGUCUAGCUGUAACUCCAUCAAUGAAAUCAGUAGUUGGGUUUUCUUCUCCCGGGACAACUGAAAAUGUGAAUUCGUGCAAGAGAGUUGCUACGAUGACGAAAAUAUUGCUCUUGAAUCGUGGUAUAAUCAUGUGGGAAAUAAGUUUGGUUUUAACUACAGCACUAGUUUUUAUUGUUACGUUACUUCUUUGGUAUUUGGCAACACGAAAACCAGAAGGAUAUCCACCAGGACCGAAAUGGUGGCCAAUUUUGGGAUCAGCGCUGGAAGUCGAAAAAAUAAGAAGGAAAACCGGAUCCCUUCCAGCAACUUUCACAGCCCUGAGUCAGAAAUAUGGUCCAGUUAUUGGAUUAAAAAUUGGAGUAGAUCGAAUUGUUAUAUUAAAUAGUUUUGAAAGUAUGCGAUCUAUGUGCACGAAUGAUCUUUGCGAUGCAAGGCCUACUGGUCCUGUUUACGAAGUUCGAACUUUCGGAAAAAGACAAGGCCUGAUUGUUACGGAUGGCAAUUUGUGGGUCGAACAGCGAAGAUUUGUUCUUCGUCAUUUGCGAGAAUUCGGUUUUGGGAGAACCAGCAUGGCAACAUUGAUAGAAGAAGAAGCACAUCAUCUAGUGGAACAUUUUAAAAAACUUUUUCGAGAAAGUUCUAGAUCUCAAUCAUCUUUUUCUAGAGAUAAUGAUUUUCCUUUUAAAGAUAAGCAAAAAUCAAAAAAUGGUCAAAUCUAUCAAUUGGUGAAUGAAAUUGAAAAAAAGAUUGAAAACAAAAAGGAUUUAAAGCCAAUGAGCCUGAACGAUGUUUAUGCAAAAGCAGAAGAUUAUGAGGAAAUUAGAAGACUUUUCCAAUCAACGGGUGUUGUAGUGAGGAUGAAUGAUGCUUUUGGGGUUCCAGUCCUUAAUACUCUAUGGAGAAUGAUGGCUGGGCGAAGAUUCAAUACAGACGACAAACAAAUGUUACAUCUUCAGAGGAUCCUGAAUAAACUUCUAGGAGAAAUCGACAUGAUUGGAUGCCCAUUUGGCCACUUUCCAAUUCUUAGGUUUAUUGCACCUGAAGCUUCUGGUUACAAAGCAUUUUUAGAAACUCAUCAAGAAUUGUGGGAAUUUUUAAAGAUUGAAUGGAAAAGUCACAAAGAGACAUUCGAUCCUUUAUUACCACGAGACUUAAUGGACGUCUAUUUACAAGUUUUACAGUCUGAAAGUCCCAAUGACACGUUUUCAGAAUCUCAACUGCUGGCGAUAUGUGUUGAUUUAUUCAUGGCUGGAUCAGAAACUACAUCAAAAACUCUAGGUUUUUGUUUUUUAUAUAUGCUAUUAUAUCCAGACAUACAAAAAAAAGCUCAGAAUGAAAUAGAUUCAAUCACCUGUCGUGAAAGAUUACCAUCUCUAAACGAUAAAACAAGAAUGACAUACGUAAAUGCAAUAGUGUAUGAAUCAUUAAGAAUGUUCAUGGGAAGGACGUUGAACGUUCCUCACAGAGCUUCAGAGGACACAUUCAUCUUGGGUCAUCGAAUUCCAAAGGACACAAUGCUUGUCGUCAACUUUAAUCGGGUCCUAAUGGAUGAUAAUUGGAAAGAUCCUGAAGCCUUUCGGCCAGAAAGAUUCAUCGACGAUGAAGGAAAACUGUUCCUGCCAGAUACUUUUCUACCUUUUAGUUUAGGAAAACAUCGAUGCAUGGGUGAAGUUCUUGCCAAGAGCAAUAUUUUCGUCAUCGUAGCAACUCUCUUGCACGAAUUCACAUUUUCAGUGGUCCCGGGAGAAGAAACCCCAACUACUGAUUUCAUUGAUGGAGUUACAGCUGGACCAACACCAUACAGAGCUUUACUCAAACAGCGGAAUUAAUUAUCGAUCUACAUGGAGAGAAAUUUCGAGAGAUUGUUUCACGGCACUACUCCUUGAUUUUCUUACGCUUUGGCGCGAGAACUAACAUCUCGGAACUCUCGCUUUUAAAGAAUAUGUCUCGAAGUUUCAGACAUUGCGCCAUGCCCCUUUGCUCCCAGAUCUGGAAUUCUAUGCUUUUAGAUCACAGAGUCCGAGACUUUAAAUCACGUGAAAAUUGUAGCUCAAAAAUCACGCGCUACGUGAAUUAAUCUCUUGAAAUUACUCUCCGUGUAUAAAUAGAUGUAUAUAUUUUAAAUAGAAUGCCUCCCGAGUAUUUUAAGCCUAAGAUGAACAAAUUUUUCAAAUGGCCUUCCAAUAAAUUCCAGUUUUAGACGUUUUAUUGCAUAGGGCUCGGAUUAACGACAAGGUUUAGUCGCAUAAAUGUUGAAAAAAGUCCACAAAAAGUCGCAGUAUAUUUUGAAAGAUAAUGAAUAAAGCAGUAUAUCUCGUCCUAAAA
Messenger RNA from Belonocnema kinseyi, 3922 nucleotides. RefSeq lists its product as uncharacterized. The record is from RefSeq and is a predicted model, not a curated record. The transcript has 20 exons. Bases 1 to 3426 code for a protein of 1141 amino acids. Gene Ontology annotation, molecular function: heme binding; oxidoreductase activity, acting on paired donors, with incorporation or reduction of molecular oxygen, reduced flavin or flavoprotein as one donor, and incorporation of one atom of oxygen; iron ion binding. Lineage: Eukaryota; Metazoa; Arthropoda; Insecta; Hymenoptera; Cynipidae. Gene Ontology annotation, biological process: xenobiotic metabolic process. Gene Ontology annotation, cellular component: cytoplasm; intracellular membrane-bounded organelle.